AUGGCCCCGGGUCAGCACCCUAAUGCGGCGCAUCUUACAGCACCUCCUCCGGGUGCCGGUAUGGUUCAGCAACUGCACCCUGGCGUUUCGGUAACAGGAGCCCCUCCUGGUAGCCAGGCCACUCCAAUGGCCGCCGCAAUGCCACAAGUUAUUGGAACGUCUGGCCCUGGUGGCCCUGGCCCGAGUGCACAUGCACUAUCUCAUUUGGGUCCUACUCACUCCCACCAAAUGUUUCAGCACCCUCAGCUAGCGCAAAACUAUGCGAAUAAUCCUCAGCUUUUACAGCAACAUCAGCUACAGCAGCAGCAAUUUCUUCGCCAGCGACAGCAAAUCAUUGUUCAACAACAGCAAGCACAGCAGCAGCAGCAGACACAACAACAACAACAACAUGGAGGUAUUCCUGCUUCAUUGCCUAAUGGGACGCCAGCUGUCAGUGCUGCCCACCUUGCUGCUGUCCAGGCUGGAAAUCCCAAUAUGCGACCAGUAAAUAUACCCCCUCAUAUUCAACAGCAACUCCAAAACCAAGGCCAGCAUCCACAAUCACAAGCAUUGCAGCAACAGCAGCAGCAACAGCAGCAACAACAGCAGCAGCAGCAGCAACAACAAGCCCAACAACAAGCACAGCAGCAGGCACAGCAACAGCAGCAACAGCAACAGCAACAGCAGCAACAACAACAACACCUCUUUGCUAUGCACAUGGCAGCUCAGCAAGCGCAGCAAAAUCAACAACAACAACCGCAACAGCAAAGGCCCGGGGCUCAAACCCAGCCAAUACCUGAUGGUCAAGGGACUACUCCUCACCCACAAUCUACGCCCACAACCCAAGCUAGCAGUAUUGCGGCAACACAACCGCAACAGACCCAACCCCAACUCCCAGCUACAUCUCAACCACCCCAACAAACCGCUCAGGCACAACCUCAGCAAGGCCAGCCCCAGCAGACCCCGUCAACAACCCAGCCACCGCAACAACCACAGAUGACUGCUCAAGAGGCACAGUUAAGGGCUCAGCAACAGGGUGCCAGUUCAGUGAUGAUGCCAUCGCGAAUGCCGAAACGGUCAUUUAUGUUUCGUCUCCUUUCAUUUGCGGAACAGCUUAGUGCCUAUUCAAAUCGGAACCCCGCCCAGGGAUUUGCAUUUUGGCAGUCUUUCGUUGAACAAUUUUACUCUCCAGUCGGAGUGCUUCGUCAAGGUGUUUGGAACGCACAGCGUGGGUCAAAACAAUUCGAAAUAUCAACGCCGGCGCUUGCUCGUUACUACUGGACGCAAUUUAAUAGUGGCAUCCGGCAAAUUCAAAUGAUUGUUGAAGCUGCGGUGGAGAAGGACCUUCCAACGGGGGGACAAGUUCUGGAGAGCCCAAGAACCUUUUUCUUGUAUUGGUUCGAUAAUGGCUGCCAACUCGUUUCUCGCGGCGCCAUAAAGGCGUAUUUCAAUCCAAACGGACAGAUUGAUGUCCUCGACAUCGGAACCAAUGGGCACACAGAAUAUAUUCCUCGAAACCUCUUACAAAAUCCCGAGUCCCCUGACCAAAAGCAAAGCCCCAAAGUUAACAAAGCAUUUACUAAACGAAUGCAGCAAAAACAAUCUAUAACUCCAAAUGUAUCCCUGCCAGACUCAGUAGUGACUGAUGAUGGCGUCCCUGUUGCGGUAAUGCGCUUCUUAGAGGUUGCCGAAAUAAUUUCUCAAAUGCAGCACCUCUUUCAAUUUUCGCUACAAAAUCCACAUCUUUCUCCUCCCGAAGCCCUCCGACAGUUGGUCGCGAGUUAUCCUCACCAACAAAAUGCGGUCCAAAUGAAUUAUAGCCAGAGCCAUCAGCAACAAGGCCAUAUUCAACGUACUCCUAGCCUGAAUGGGCCCAACCAAUUCGCCUCACCAGCCAUGGCCCAUUUGGGCAUACCUGGAGUGCAAGGAUCGCCUCAUUUUGGAGGACCGGCUCAUACCCCAAGCCCUGCACAAAACCCCAUGGUUGGCCCGGUUGCCAUGGCUGCGCAACAAAGUCAGCAAGGCACGAACACUAGUGUAAGUCAGGGAACAAGCGCGAAUACCAGCCCGAAUGUCAGCAAUAAACGACGCCGGGCAAGCACUAUCAAAAUGGAGGCCGACGAAAACAGUGCCACAGAAAUCAAUGGCACUGGGCCCAGUAACGCAGCCAAGGUGAAAGCCAGCCCGAGAGUUGGAGGUAAACGACAAAAGGGCGUGAGCCAAUGA
Molecule: messenger RNA, 2205 nt
Organism: Ophidiomyces ophidiicola
Lineage: Eukaryota; Fungi; Ascomycota; Eurotiomycetes; Onygenales; Onygenaceae
Exons: 5
Coding region: 1-2205 (734 amino acids)
Biological process (GO): negative regulation of transcription by RNA polymerase II; positive regulation of transcription by RNA polymerase II
Cellular component (GO): transcription regulator complex; nucleus
Source: RefSeq, a predicted model, not a curated record